AUGAAAGAAAGUUACGUAUCGAUUUGUGAAAGAAAUUUCAUAAACAGAGCCAUUCAAACUGACACGAGAUUAGAUGGAAGGACACUACUGGAGCCACGAUUGCUUAAAAUUAAUUUUGGAGUGAAUUGGGGAUGCUGUUUGGUCUCUCUUGGACAAACAAAAGUCGCUGCUCAAGUAUCGUGUGAAGUACAGCAGCCAAAGGUAUCUCGACCAAAUGAAGGUAUGUUACAAAUAAACGUUGAACUAAAUCCAAUAGCUGCACAACACUUUGAAAGUGGUCGGCAAUCUGAAGCUUCAGCAAUAAUUAACCGACAGUUGGAAAAAUGUCUGAAAGAAUCCAAAUGUCUGGAUUUUGAAUCUCUUUGUAUAGUUGCUGAAAAAAAAGUUUGGAAUGUGAAAGUCGACAUAAGCAUUAUAAACCAUGAUGGAAAUAUAAUUGACUGUGCAUCUAUUGCUGCUUUGGCAGCUCUUAUGCACUUUCACAGGCCAGAUGUUACUUCAACUGGUGAAGAAGUUAUAGUCCAUUCUUUCACAGAAAAAGAUCCUUUGCCUUUGAUGCUUUAUCACCAUCCUGUGUGUAUAUCAUUUAUUACUUUUGAAAGUGGGAAAACUGUUGUUGAUCCAUCUUAUCUGGAAGAGAGGGUCGGAGCUGCUAUUUUUACUCUUAGCUUAAAUGCUUACCGAGAAGUCUGCAGUAUAAAUUUUGACUACAUUGAGUAUACUUCAUUGGUAGCUGAUGUUGUACCAUCAGUAUCUAAUUUUGCUGCAAAUUAUGCUAGUGAACUGAUACGAGAAAUCAAAGAAUUAGUAAGACAGGAUGUUGAAGCAAAAUAUAAGAAGGAAGUUCCUGUGAUGAAUACUUUUGCUCAUUGCAUAGCUUCUGAUAAAGUUACAGCUAUGAUGAGUGAUAGAAUAAAAAUAAGAUUAAAUACAUGGAGAGCUUUUAAUAAAAUAGAAGAUGACCUAAUGGAAGAUGACGAAAGUGAAAACGAUGAAAUUAUCAAAGUAGGGGAUGGAACUGCUGAAUUGCUAACUAGGAAAGACAAUUUUGGUGAGGGAGGUAGAAAUACUUGGCAUUCCGACGAUUCCGAUGAAUCUUCAGAUAACGAACUCGAACAUCAUGCUGACGAUGUUGAGUUUAUCAAAGAAGAGUCAAGUAAAAAAGUUAUUUCUGAUGUUGAAUUGAGUGGAGACAGUGAAGAAGAAGAAACAACAGUUUUAUCAAAACAAGAUUUAUCUUGAUUUGUCAUUAUUAGAAAUAAUUGUACAAUCAGUAUUUUUUUAUUAAAUAUAACAAAAGUUCAUUAAAAUAUUGUUGGUUAAUCUUUUUAAGAGAUUUAAAACACAUAA
Copidosoma floridanum is the source of this 1350-nucleotide messenger RNA. It is a transcript of the gene Rrp45, whose product is annotated as exosome complex component Rrp45. Gene Ontology annotation, biological process: nuclear-transcribed mRNA catabolic process, deadenylation-dependent decay; nuclear mRNA surveillance; rRNA catabolic process. Gene Ontology annotation, molecular function: mRNA 3'-UTR AU-rich region binding. The record is from RefSeq and is a predicted model, not a curated record. Lineage: Eukaryota; Metazoa; Arthropoda; Insecta; Hymenoptera; Encyrtidae. Gene Ontology annotation, cellular component: cytoplasmic exosome (RNase complex); nuclear exosome (RNase complex).